GGGUAUUAAGCAAUAGGUGGCGCUUUAGCAUCCGGUUUUCAUCAGCGUGAAAAUUUGGUUGGAGUUUGACAAGGAAAGCGAUUGUCAAUGGCGACACAAAAAUUGUUUUCUCCGACUGGAGCUGCCGCUAUAAGUGCGUACAGAGAUCAACAUUUCAAGGGUAAUCGAGUAGAUCAGGAAAGACUGCUAAUCCAGAGCUCUACUCUGUAUGUGGGAAAUCUUUCUUUUUACACGACAGAGGAACAGAUACAUGAACUUUUUUCCAAAUGUGGAGAUGUCAAGAGGAUAAUUAUGGGACUUGAUAAAGUACAAAAAACUCCAUGUGGAUUCUGUUUUUUAGAAUAUUACUUACGUGAGGAUGCUGCUAACGCCCUAAGGUAUGUCAAUGGCACACGACUGGAUGACCGCAUUGUGAGGACAGAUUGGGAUGCAGGGUUCAAAGAGGGUCGACAGUAUGGGAGGGGAAAAAGUGGAGGACAGGUGCGAGACGAAUACAGAACCGACUUUGACGAAGGACGAGGUGGCUACGGAAAGAUUGUAGCUGGACGCAUACGCCUAAAACCAGACCACUCAAAAUUGGAAUACAUGAGCUAACCGGAUUUAACUUGCACACAUCAUCAGACUGACUGACUGUGAAGGACUUCCAACAAUUCUGCGGUAUUAAGAAGAAACAUGUGCAUAUACAUAUAUGCAUACUGAACUGGACAUAUUAAGCUUGAGAUGUUAAGUCUCCUCACUAAACUUAAAUUUCAACUCAUUUACAUACUGUCAACAGAUGUUGCUAGAAUUUUAACUCUUUAAUUUGUAUCAAAAUAUCUCGCACAUACUCAUUGUACAUUUUCAGAUCAUUUUACACAGUAGUUGCCAUUUAUUGAUGAUGUUGCUUUAUUUUAUGAUAGUGUCCUGUGAAUGUGAAAGUUUGUGCAAAUGUUUUUACAUGGUUGAGUGAUUUAGAAUGGAAAUGGAAUAAAAGUUGAAUUUUG
Molecule: messenger RNA, 983 nt
Organism: Mizuhopecten yessoensis (Yesso scallop)
Lineage: Eukaryota; Metazoa; Mollusca; Bivalvia; Pectinida; Pectinidae
Product: nuclear cap-binding protein subunit 2-like
Exons: 5
Coding region: 88-594 (168 amino acids)
Biological process (GO): mRNA cis splicing, via spliceosome
Cellular component (GO): nuclear cap binding complex
Molecular function (GO): RNA cap binding
Source: RefSeq, a predicted model, not a curated record